ACCGCGACGACUUCCCAACUCUCCCUCCCCGUUUUCGUUUUUGGUUCGAGGUACCUGAACAGUUGUCAAACCUUGGGGCAUUUGGACUCGUUCAAACGUCAUCAAAGGGACUGUGACCUCAGCCCAAUAUUCCUGUUGCUCACAUCUUCCUCUUCUUCCAUCCCUUUGACUCUGUUCGACUCAUCUCUCAUUACUCGCCCAUCGCGAUUGUACUGCACACCCACACCCACAUACCUCUGUCAACAUGACCGUCUCAUCACCUACCACCCACACUCAUCACGACAACGGUCGAAAAGCAUCCUUCGGUCAAUCAGAAGCAGGCAAUGAGAAAAAGUUGAUUGUCGUCAGCAAUCGCCUGCCAGUGACCAUCAGCAAAGAUGCAGAGGGGGAGUACCAUUUCAAGAUGUCCUCGGGUGGGCUUGUAUCUGCCUUGUCGGGCUGCAAGAAGAGUAUGAAUUUUACAUGGAUUGGCUGGCCAGGGAAAGAUAUUCCCAUGGCAGACCGUGAUCAUGUCAACAAGCGACUAUUGGAAGAACAUCAAUGUUACCCUGUCUACCUUUCAGAUGACCUCUCGGACAGGCAUUACAACGGUUUCUCCAACUCUAUUCUCUGGCCAUUGUUCCACUAUCAUCCCGGCGAGAUGGAAUUUGACGCUGGGCAUUGGCUUGCAUACAGAGAAGCCAAUAUGCGAUUCGCAGAUGUCGUCGCUACCAUGGCUCAAGAAGGUGACAUCAUCUGGGUCCAAGACUAUCAUCUCAUGCUCCUCCCCAUGCUCUUGCGCUCUCUCUUGUCUGGUGAAGCCGCCCAGGGCGAAGCUGUCCGUCGAGAACUUGGAAGGGUCAAGCAAGGUGUCGAUGCGGAAAUUGUCAAGGAUGUCUUGGGGAUGCAGCCCGGAGUCGCUCCUGCAAACGAGGACUUCGAUUCCUUGGGGGACGUGGUGGAGGAGGGUUCACAAGAAAGCUUGACCAUGACUCCCACGUCGAGGAGGACGGCCAGUAACGGUGGACUGAAACGACCCUCUUUUGGACGGACCAUUUCCGUCUACCAGCAGCAGGAGAUGGCCGCGAGGAAGCGUGGAAAAGGAAAUAUCAAGAUUGGAUUCUUCCUACAUACCCCUUUCCCGUCCAGCGAAAUUUACAGAGUCCUGCCAGUCCGUCGAGAAAUCUUGAUGGGGGUUUUGCAAUGUGACCUGAUCGGAUUCCAUACCUACGACUACGCCCGUCACUUCUUAUCCUCCUGCACCCGCAUUCUCGGUCUCCACACGAUGCCGAAUGGAGUCGAAUUCGAAGGUCGAUACGCGCAGGUCGGCACCUAUCCGAUCGGUAUAGAUCCAUAUCAAUUCAGUGAUGGGCUUCGAAAGCCAGAGAUCCAACAACGAUUGGACUUCCUCCUAAAGCGAUUUGAGGGGAUGAAGGUGAUCAUUGGCGUCGACCGACUCGACUAUAUCAAGGGUCUGCCACAGAAAUUGCACGCGUUCGAAGUGUUCCUUGCGCAGCACCCCGAAUGGGUCGGCAAGUGCGUCCUCGUUCAACUGGCCAUUCCGUCACGUCAAGAUGUGGAAGAAUAUCAGAACCUGCGGGCAUGUGUCAACGAGCUGGUUGGACGGAUCAACGGUCGAUUUGGAACGGUCGAAUUCACGCCCAUUCACUAUAUGCACAAAUCGGUCCCUGUCAAUGAACUGACGGCGAUGUACGCGCUGGCAGACGCCUGCUUGGUGACGAGUACGAGAGAUGGAAUGAAUUUGGUCGCGUACGAAUAUAUAUCGUCCCAGAUUGACCGACAUGGAUCCAUGAUCCUUUCCGAAUUUGCCGGUGCCGCGCAGUCACUGAACGGAAGUCUUCUCAUCAACCCCUGGGAUGUGCAGUCUACAGCAGAUGCCAUUCACGUGGCGUUGACAUUGAGCGCGCAACAGAGGCACUCGAAUUGGAACAAGCUCUGGGCGUACGUUAGCAAGUAUACUUCUGAAGCCUGGGGAGUCAGCUUUAUGAACGAUCUCAACCGCCUGUCUGGACGCAGGCCCGCCGGCCCCAGCAUCCCUGGACGUAAACGCACUUCGAGUCGACGACCCAGUCAUUCGGCGAACGCUUCCGCGAUCAUGACAUGAGAGCUGUUUUGCACCGCGGCAUUCACACCCACCCUGUAUUAGUAGUAGUAAUGGGGUCUGAUAAUUUAGACCAAAAUUUAGAUGAUGACGAGAAAAUGAGAGUCCGCUACGGCUCAUACACGAGAGACGAUUGCCCUGUCUUGAUAUCUGGUAGCCUUCUUUU
Kockovaella imperatae is the source of this 2267-nucleotide messenger RNA. Its product is annotated as trehalose 6-P synthase. The record is from RefSeq and is a predicted model, not a curated record. Bases 245 to 2104 code for a protein of 619 amino acids. NCBI's taxonomy places the organism in Eukaryota, Fungi, Basidiomycota, Tremellomycetes, Tremellales, Cuniculitremaceae. Gene Ontology annotation, cellular component: cytosol; alpha,alpha-trehalose-phosphate synthase complex (UDP-forming). The transcript has 11 exons. Gene Ontology annotation, biological process: trehalose biosynthetic process; cellular response to heat. Gene Ontology annotation, molecular function: catalytic activity.